This is a messenger RNA of Melitaea cinxia (Glanville fritillary), 2556 nucleotides long. RefSeq names its product protein bicaudal C homolog 1 (gene BicC). NCBI's taxonomy places the organism in Eukaryota, Metazoa, Arthropoda, Insecta, Lepidoptera, Nymphalidae. Gene Ontology annotation, cellular component: cytoplasm. The record is from RefSeq and is a predicted model, not a curated record. Gene Ontology annotation, molecular function: protein binding; RNA binding. The coding region runs from base 1 to 2556 and encodes 851 amino acids. The transcript is spliced from 20 exons.
AUGGCGUCAACGAAUUUCCUAUCAGUAAAAACGCAUCUUUCAGAAUUUAAAGGUAGUUCAGACAAAGACACAAUGAGUGAGGCUUCCGAAAGUGGAACGAGCAAUUCUGUGACGUCAGCAGAAGACUUACAGAAAUUAGCGGUAAUACUUGGACUAAAUAGCGCUGAAGAUGUGUACCAGGAGAGAUUUAGAGUUGACAGGCGCCGUUUGGAAUCUAUGCUAGCUGACAAUUUGGAUGAAUCGCAAACUGCUCAAGCUUUUUUCCACAGGGUCAUGAAUGAGACAAACACUUUAAUUAACUGGCCCGCCCGUCUAAAAAUUGGGGCUCGCUCAAAAAAAGAUCCCCAUGUACGUAUUGCUGGCCGACCUGAUGAUGUUAAGCUGGCGAGAGAGAAAAUUAUGCAGUUACUGGACACGAGGAGUAACCGAGUCACAAUGAAGAUCGAUGUCAGCUACACUGACCACUCUCACAUCAUCGGGAAGGGUGGUCUUACAAUAAAACGCGUAAUGGAGGAGACCGGCUGCCACAUACACUUCCCGGACUCGAACCGGACCAGCACCCAGGAGAAAAGUAACCAAGUGUCCAUAGCGGGGGACAUGGAGCGAGUAGAGAGAGCGCGGGCGAGAGUUCGGGCGUUAACACCUCUGGUGUUCUGCUUCGAGCUGCCAAUAGUAGCGCCCUCCCAGCCUCUACCAGACAUCAACUCGCCCUACGUACAGCAGAUACAGGAGCAGUACAAUGUUCAGGUGAUGCUUCGUAAUCGUCCCAAGCUCCACGCCAAUCUGGUGGUGGUGAAGGGCGUGCAAUGGGAGGUCCUCGCCACCAUGGAGGCAACUGCACUGCUCAUGACUUAUAUGUGCGGCCCGCUGGCUAGCCAGACGCAGGUGCAGAUGUCGCUGGAGAUCUCGCCCAUGCACCACGCCGUGGUGGUGGGGCGCGGCGCCGAGCAGCUCAAGGUCAUCAUGAAGGGCACGGCCACGCAGAUCAUGUUCCCCGACGCCGACGACCCCAACAUCCCCGCGCUGCGCAAGAGCUGCGUCACCAUCACCGGCCAGAUCAAGGACGUGUACGCGGCGCGCCAGCAGCUCGUGGGUAGCCUCCCCCUGGUGGUGAUAUUCGACGUCGCAGAAGAACACUGUUGUAUAGAAGGCGAAGCGGCCGCUAGACUGAUGGCCAAACACAACGUCUACAUAAGCGUCCGUCGCAAGCCCAAACAGGGAAUCGCCUCUGUUGUCAUCAAGGGAAUCGAACGAUGCGCUGGUGACAUAUACGAAGCAAGGCGUGAGCUACUCGGCGGUAAGGAGGCAGCUAUAACCGCUGAGAUACCUGAAAGCUACAACAUCCCCUCCAUAACCAAUACCAUGCCCAACUUUAGUUCCUUCAACCCCUUUUCCCCAUCGCAUAACAUCACCAACUCUCCAUGCUCACCUUACAACUUAAACGAGUUGGCCAAUUACGCAAACAUUGGUAGCCCAAUGUUUGGCCAUAAUCCACCAACUCCUGGAGGGUACCCCACCCCCCUUUCCCCAGUGGCGAUGACCCCCCCAGUGUUUCCGACCGGCUGGAUGGUUCCAAGUCCUCAGCCACGACCCGGUCAGUUCCAUUUCCCCACUUUGACCCAAAAUCCUGCUCAGGUAAUGUUCAAGAAUCAUGGAUCUUGGAAUCCGCUUUCUGGCGCCCCAGAGGCCACCGUACCACAUUGCCUACAGAUGCCUCCCGAACAUCGACACAUAUCGAUGUUAAACUCCAGCUCACAAGCAAGUAGCGGCUACCAGAGCAACUUCACCGGCAGCUCUGUGUCACUUGACGCCCAGAACAUUUCAGGUGGUGAUGGUAGUAACGUGGGCUCACCCUCCGUGUCGCCCAUCAGUAAGACAUCGCGUCCAAGUCCUCCACCUACCUCCGAGAACGAUCGGUCACAACACGAAUUAGCGAAUAUAAUAUCGGAGCUGCCGCUAUCAGAGCGUCGCGCUGUGGGCUGUGAGAAGAAAACACUGGAGACUCUCACAAAACUAGCGCCCUCGCCUGCAGACUACCGCACACUAAGGGCCGAAGCAAAUAAGGCGAUGCGAGAAAAUGUCGGUAGUGGCUACAGGGUGCCAACAACACGCUGGUCGGGCUUCUACUUCAGCCAUACUUCUCCUGGACCUCUCAAACUUAACGAGAACGAGGGAAUGGUCACGCCUGAUAAAGGUCGAAACAGGGUGGAUUUAGUGCGACCCAACAUAGUGGAGGCCGCCCCGUCUCCACCGUCUAACAAGCCCUGCCGCUAUCAGCAACUGUAUGACUUAUUAAGGGAUGUCGGCCUACAUAAAUAUAUUGAUCUAUUCAAAAAGCACGAAUUGGACAUGUCUACUUUCACGUCUCUCAAUGAGGCCGAUCUUACUGAGAUCGGUGUGACGGCCUUUGGCGCUCGUAGGAAGAUGCUGCUGGUCAUUGCAGAGCUGCAAAAGCAAUCGAGCGCAUAUAAAGGCAACGUCUCCCAGUCGGAAAGGAAAAUGAUAAACUCCCCACCUCAAUAUAACACGACUGCGCUGGCGCAGGACAAGUGGUAG